Molecule: messenger RNA, 3037 nt
Organism: Dunckerocampus dactyliophorus (ringed pipefish)
Lineage: Eukaryota; Metazoa; Chordata; Actinopteri; Syngnathiformes; Syngnathidae
Gene: dcaf11
Product: ddb1 and cul4 associated factor 11
Exons: 15
Coding region: 205-1824 (539 amino acids)
Biological process (GO): proteasome-mediated ubiquitin-dependent protein catabolic process
Cellular component (GO): Cul4-RING E3 ubiquitin ligase complex
Molecular function (GO): protein binding
Source: RefSeq, a predicted model, not a curated record
GCGCAGGGUUUUUUCACACUUUUGUAAACAACAUGGCGAAUUACGGAUUGGCCGACCGAUGAAGCGCUGUGCUCAGCAGCAACCAACCUAAGUUUUUUUUUUAAAUAACCACACAGUGGUUUAUGUCGUACCUAAACGAAGCAACACGACCCACAGAGAGGUUUUAAGAAGACCGUUUGACAACCAAACGGCCCUCUUCAGUCUAUGGGCUCUCAGUCUAGCUCUGGGAUGUCUGGUGGAAGGGGUUCUUCCAGUGGCAACCCAGUUGAUCAGUCAGAAUCGGCAGAACCGAACCAGAGCAGCAACAGCAACCAAGGGCGCAGGACAGCCGACAGGCAGCAAGGAGACAGGCAGUCAACAUCAGAGGAGGACCUUGACUUAGCCGAAGUGCUGGCUUACCUACUGAGGAGGGGCCAGGUCAGACUGGUCCAUGGCAGCGGAGCCACCGGACUGCAGCUGGUCCAGUCAUACGCAGACUCGGAUGAGGACAGCGAUGAAGCCUGGGAGGGUCGGCUGGGUGACCGCUACAAUCCACCGGUGGACAACCAGCCUGACACGCAUGACGUGGACCGCAGUGAGAUCCGAACCCAGAUCCUGCUGGCCACGGCUUCUGGUGCCCUGAGAGGGAAAACAAGUUUCACCCACAUGCUAACAGAGAGGGAGCAAGGAAGAUGUAGAGGCUCAAGUUUUUCCCAUGGAGAGUGCAGUCGCAUCCGUACACACUUCCUGCCAAACUACGUCUCUCACAAGGAUACAUACCAGCAGAAAGCCUUCUGUGGCGUCUACAGCGAGGAUGGCAACAUGUUUCUCUCUGCCUGCCAGGAUCAGAACAUCCGCUUAUAUGACACAAGCAGAGGACGUUUUCUUCUACGGCAAACGGUGAAGGCUCGGGACGUCGGCUGGAGCCUGCUGGACGUCUGCUUCACUCCAGACGCGCAGCACAUGCUCUACUCCAGCUGGUCGGACUACAUUCAUCUGUGCAGUAUCGAUGGGGACAGCGAAAACCACACUGCAUUGGAUCUCAAUCCAGAUGAGAGGAGGUUCUGUGUGUUCUCACUGGCUGCAUCCACAGAUGGCAAAGAGAUCCUGGGAGGAGCAAAUGACGGCUGCCUUUACGUUUUUGAUCUCGACCAGAAUAAAAGAACACUGAAGAUUGAUGCCCACGAGGACGACGUGAACGCGGUGGCGUUUGCCGACAGCUCGUCCCAGCUGCUCUUCUCCGGCAGCGACGACGCGCUGUGCAAAGUGUGGGACAGGAGGACGCUGCGGGAGGAUCGACCGCAGCCUGUCGGACAGCUGGCAGGCCACCGAGACGGCAUCACCUUCAUCCACAGCAAGGGCGACGCACGCUAUCUGAUCAGCAACUCGAAGGACCAGUCCAUCAAGCUCUGGGACAUUAGGAAGUUCUCACCCAAAGAGGGGUUGGCAGCCUCUCGUCUGGCUGUCAUUCAGCAGAAUUGGGAUUACCGCUGGCAGCAGGUUCCCCAAAGAGCCCUGAAGCGACACAAGCUGGCUGGCGACACCUCCGUGAUGACGUACCGCGGCCACGGCGUUCUGCACACCCUCAUCCGCUGCCGCUUCUCGCCCGAGUUCAGCACGGGCCAGAGGUUCAUUUACUCGGGGUGCUCCACCGGCAAGAUCGUAGUUUACGAUGUGCUGACGGGCAACGUGGUUACCAGACUGUCGGGCCAUGACGCCUGUGUGAGGGACAUCACUUGGCACCCGUACGAAGACAACAUCAUCAGUACCUCUUGGGACGGAGGCGUGCGAAUGUGGGAGCACAGACAAACUCACCCUCUGGAGGAGGAGCGGGAGAGAGAUUGACGGCUCAGAGGCUGCAAGAGACUGAGAGACGCGCCGGUGACGUUGCAGAAAGUGCAAGAAUUCGGCCCCGAACAGAGGGAAGUCCACUCACUCAGGCCUUUAGAAGAGACUUAAAUAUCUUUCAAUUUCACUGCUGGGUGUAAUGAUUACAAAUUGUAGAUUGAAUGGCUAUAAGUGGGGUGCUACCAAGAGACACAAGGCACUCUUGCAGCCAAAUAUUCUAUAUUUGGCCUUAAAAUCUAAGGACUGCAUUUUACUUCACAAGCUUUUCCAAACCGUAUUUGAACAUGGCAGGGAGGAGGUGACAGGCAAUUGUGUAUAAAUGUAUAGUAUUUUAAUGGUACAGUACGUGCUUUCAGGGAGUGUUUAGAUAGUUUGUUGAAAGGACGUCAGCUCUAGUUCUGCUUUCAGGGGCCAAAAUACGCAAAAAAAACAUCAACAGUCCUCUCACCAGUCAUCCCUGAAAUGGAUUUCUCUGAGUGCAUAGAUUGUGUUGUGAUGCUGAGAUGACUCAAAAUUAGGAGUUAAUUAUAAAGGACACUUUAUUAUAAUAACGCAAUUUAAUAAAUGGAAUGUGUGUAAUAAUUCUGUCAAAAUAUGAUGAAAUGUGUGUGUGUGCGCGCGCGUGUGUAUGAAAACCUACAAAUUGAUCUGCUUUUGCAAUUUUCUUGGACUUGUAUCACAGCCCAUAUUUCACUAUAAAACAAUUUCACAGUAACAUUAAAACCUUUAAAUGUGUCUCUGCACUUGAUUAAUGGGCUUUCUUGAUAAUUGAAUGACGUGCAGCCCACAUGGAAGGGUCUUUCCAAACAUUCACAAGCCGGCAGGAUACAUCUAAAAUGAUGCACAACAUGUUGAAAAUAUUCCUUUAAAGGUCCCAUAUUAUACUGUUUUUAAAACAAUUUUAACUCUGAGGUGCCACAAUAGUGUUUUGGAAGUGUGCGGAUGUAGCCUUGAUGCUAGGACACCUAGAGCAGGGGUGUCUAAACGUUUCCCAACGAGGGCUGCAUACGGUAAAAUCAAAGAACAGGGGGGCCACUUGGAUAGUUUACAUUUUUUAAACCAACUCUUGUAGAUAUGCUAGCAAGUUUUAAGAAGUUGUAUAUAUUUAAAUAAAAAACAUCUUAGCUUUGUGUUAUAAGUUAUUACUUUUGCUCCACAACUCGUUUUUCCAUUUUACAAAUAUUGCAACUGUCUUUUUUUAUUUUUUCCC